AUGAAUCCAACCACAGACAAUGCACAACAAUUCGAUAUAUUCUCUCAAAAUACAUCUUCUUCGAACUCUUCCAACCCUCCUCCCAAUAUUAAUCAAUACUCUCAUCAACUGAGUGAACAAUUAGGAGAUUUCUUUGGAGGCGAUUCAACCAACUCCAGUUCUGGAACUAUGAAAUCAUCGAUCCAACAUUCUGGAGUUGGAUCCAACAUUACGACUUCUUCCAUGUCGUUUAUGGAUGAAUUUUUAGGAGGAAAUAAUGUUCAUGCAAAUUCUACGCAGCAAAAUUCAAAGAUUGAAUCCGUGUUGAAUGCUUUUGAUAAUACACCACCAGAAUCUGAAAAGUGA
Molecule: messenger RNA, 345 nt
Organism: Naegleria lovaniensis
Lineage: Eukaryota; Heterolobosea; Eutetramitea; Acrasida; Naegleriidae
Exons: 1
Coding region: 1-345 (114 amino acids)
Source: RefSeq, a predicted model, not a curated record